AUGAGAAUUUUCUCGAUUGUUUCACUUGCUGCCUCGGCACUGGCAGCCAGCCGUACUACCGCUCCCUCUGGAUCGAUUGUUGUCGCUAAGUCGGGCGGUGAUUAUUCUACCAUUAGCGACGCCAUCUCAGCCCUGGACACCUCCAUCUCUGACACGCAGACCAUCUUUAUCGAGGAGGGCACCUACACGGAGCAGGUUUAUAUCCCUGAGCUAUCGGGCAAACUGAUCAUCUACGGCCAGACCGAGGAUGACACCUCCUAUUCUUCUAACACCGUUACCAUUACCUUUGAUUUAAGCUUAGAGCAAGUCAGCGAUGAUGAUGAGUCUGCGACGCUGAGGAACUGGGCUGCGAAAUCCAGCAUCUACAACAUCAACGUCGUGAACUCUUACGGGGAAGGCCAUCAAGCUCUCGCCCUCAGCGCCUACAACACCCAGCAGGGCUACUAUGCCUGCAACUUCACCGGAUUCCAGGACACCGUCCUCGCUGAGACCGGCGACCAAGUCUACGGAAAGUGCUACAUCGAAGGAGCCAUCGACUUUAUCUUCGGCCAGACAGGCAAUGGCUGGUUCGAUAGCUGCGACAUUGGCGUACUGAAAUAUUCAGAAGGCACUAUCACCGCCCAGGGCCGUCCCUCUAGCUCCGAUGAGGGAUAUUACGUCUUCAGCGAGUGUACUGUCGAUGCUGCGUCCGGCGAGGACAUCGGCGAAGGAACAUACUACCUGGGCCGCCCUUGGACCGAGUACGCGCGGGUUGUCUUCCAGAAUACCGUCCUCAGUGACGCCAUUAACUCCGCAGGUUGGAUUGAGUGGUCGAGCAGUGAGCCCAACACCGAGGACGUUCUUUUCGGCGAGUUCGACAACUCCGGAGAUGGCGCUGAGGGCACACGUGCCAGCUUUGCAACUACUCUCUCGGCUGCGAUUCCCAUCACCUAUAUCCUGGGCAGUGACUACAAGGACUGGGUUGACACCAGCUAUAUUUCUUAA
Molecule: messenger RNA, 984 nt
Organism: Penicillium cinerascens
Lineage: Eukaryota; Fungi; Ascomycota; Eurotiomycetes; Eurotiales; Aspergillaceae
Exons: 5
Coding region: 1-984 (327 amino acids)
Biological process (GO): cell wall modification
Molecular function (GO): pectinesterase activity
Source: RefSeq, a predicted model, not a curated record